Molecule: messenger RNA, 1013 nt
Organism: Drosophila erecta
Lineage: Eukaryota; Metazoa; Arthropoda; Insecta; Diptera; Drosophilidae
Product: phenoloxidase-activating factor 2
Exons: 2
Coding region: 48-1013 (321 amino acids)
Biological process (GO): proteolysis
Molecular function (GO): serine-type endopeptidase activity
Source: RefSeq, a predicted model, not a curated record
CAGUCUUUCUUAAGCUGCGCUCGCGAACAAUACAACUUCAAAUAACAAUGACCGGAUUCCUAAAAAUAUUACUCUUAUUAUGUGCUGUUUCAAAGCAGAAUGCUUCUGAAGUAGAGGAAAAUUGCAAAAUACACUUGGAAGCACUUUCUAAGCCUCCAAGUUUACGUUCAAGCUCACAUAGAGCCUGUGGAAUUCGCAAUUGUCAAUUGGGAUCGGACUGCGAUAAAGAAGGUGUGGUAAAAUAUAGAUCCCAUAUUUGGGAAUUUCCCUGGACAGUGGCUGUCCUGAAGUCUGGUAACUAUUCCUUUGUCGGCACACUUAUACAUCCCCGGGUGGUUUUGACUGCUGCUCACCGGGUUGAAAAUGGUGAAACCUAUACGGUUCGUGCUGGAGAAUGGAACAUUAAAUCCACUAAUUGGACUCAAAAGCAUCAGGAGAUAGAGGUGCAAAGAGUUAUAAAGCAUCCCGCAUUCAGAAUGGACAAUUUUCAAAAUGACGUGGCACUUUUAAUCCUCGAGCAAUGGUUCAAACUGGACGAUUAUAUCAAUGUGAUAUGUCUACCUGAACACGAAGCUUAUCCACCACCCAAAUCACAGUGCUAUGCCAAUGGAUGGGGCAAGGAUGGCUUCGCUGACUUGGAGCUGUUUAAUGGCAUAAUGAAACGGAUACCAUUGCAUACUGUGAAUUAUAGCAGUUGUCAGGAUAGCCUCCGGAAUUCCAACAGUAGAUCUGAAUUUAGCAUGAGCAAAUCCAUCUUAUGCGCCGAAGGUGAGGUAGCCUUCAAUGUAUUUCAUGGUGAUGGUGGCGGACCACUGGCCUGCCCCUUUGGAAAUCCACAGGAAAAUCGCUAUCAGCUUACUGGCAUUCUGAUUUCUUUAGUCAGAUGCAACAGCGAUUGGACAGUGGUCACCGCCAACGUGGCUUGGGUGCGGAAUUGGAUUGACCAGGAAAUUACGGCCAUUGGAUUCGAUAAAUCUUACUAUUCCGCCGGAUCAAGCUUGCUUACAAAUUAA